CGAAGGUAUUCGAUUAAGUUUGUCCCUUCUCGCAUGCGGUAGCUCACGAACCCAACCUCCUGUUUUAAAAUGUGUGUAGCUAACGUUGACUUAGGUUGCUAAUGAAUCAAUUAAUUCGUCUGUAAUGUUUAUUCUAUAGCUGCUAGAUUAAUCUUUUACAAGAGUUAUGUUCGCAUUUUGCUAAAGAUCCGUCUACUAUUUACACAAUAAACUGUUAGUUAGAAGAGCUAGGAACCAUAGCUGGUAUUAGCUGUAACGCUAGCGAAAGCACUAGCAGUCAACCAAGGGAGUUUUACAUUCGAGUUUUAUCGGUUAGAUAAUACGAGUUACUAGUUACUAAACAUGUCGGCGGAUAAUGACAAGAAACGCAGCAAAAAGCGAUACGCUUCUAGCCGCGGGAAUAAGCGCUAUAAGGGGUGUAGGGAGUUGGAGGUGGGCAUGCAAGGGAUAAUUAUCACGUGUAACAUGAAUGAAAAGAAAUGCACUUCGGAGGCAUACAGCCUGCUAAACGAGUAUGCCGAUAAACUGUACGGACCCGAGAAGAUAGAAGAUUGUGACGGAAGUAACAGCGAAGAGGAAGAUGAUGCAGAAGCAGCUCUGAAGAAGGAGGUUGCUCAGCUCAAAAAAAAGGGGAAAGGGGAGAAGCGCUUCCAGGCUCUGGACAGUGGAGCGAACAAUGUUGUAUUCAUUAGGACCCACAAUGUGGAACCUGACAAGUUGGUACAUCACGUCCUGUCUGACCUCCAUGCCACUAAGAAGAAUAAGUCCCGCAACAUUCUCAGGAUGCUUCCAGUCAGUGGAACAUGUAAGGCCUUCCAGGAAGACAUGGAUAAGUAUCUGAUCACGUUCCUGGAGCCGUGGUUCAAACCCCCCAAUCAUGCCACCUUCCAGAUUGCCUUCAAGGCGCGAAACAGCAGCCAUAACAAGCGGGAUGACAUCAUCAAAGCCGUUGCAGGCCUGGUGGGGAAGAUGAACCCAGAGAACAAGGUUGAUUUGACCAACCCUGAGCUUACCAUCAUCGUCGAGGUCAUCAAGACGGUGUGCUGCCUCAGCGUGGUGCCAGACUACGCCCUCUACAGGAAGUAUAACCUGCAGGAAGUUGUCAAAGAGGACACUCCAAAGGCCGAUGCUGCUGACAAGAGAGCAGACCAGAAGGCGACCGACCAGGGCGACAGCGCAGACGUUGUUAAAGCAGAAGAACAGACUGAUAAACAAGCAGAGGACAUUAAAGUGCCCGAAAAUGACAAAUUGGUUGAGGCGGCGACAGAAGAUAAGAAGUGAUCAUUUAAGGGAGAGGGACAAUUUUAUUUUAACAUUGAAGGUUGUAGAAACCAAGACAACAUUUUCAGCCCCUUGUUAUUUCUUUUUUUAUUACAAAGCUGUUAGUAAAUCAUUUGAACAGGUUUUUCCUACAUCAAUAGUUUUCUCUGUGUGUGUGAUUAUUUUGGUUUAUACCCUUGAAACCUCUGUACAUUUUGUGUGUGAUAGUGUAGUUUACCAAAAGGUAACUCUAAAAUUAAAGAGGCUUUUAGUUUGA
This is a messenger RNA of Gadus macrocephalus (Pacific cod), 1537 nucleotides long. It is a transcript of the gene thumpd1, whose product is annotated as THUMP domain containing 1. The record is from RefSeq and is a predicted model, not a curated record. The transcript is spliced from 5 exons. Gene Ontology annotation, molecular function: RNA binding. Bases 343 to 1281 code for a protein of 312 amino acids. Gene Ontology annotation, biological process: tRNA modification. NCBI's taxonomy places the organism in Eukaryota, Metazoa, Chordata, Actinopteri, Gadiformes, Gadidae.